CAGCCAAGUACAGAACAGACUUCGCCGCGCCCACUUCCGUAAACAAACCAAAUUCGAACAUUCUGACCAUUCUUGUUUCUCACCUACGUUUGGACAGGACUGAGGAUGAAAACGUGAAAAUCACUAGAAUGGUAGAAUUUCGCAAAAGCUAUGGAAGGAAAGAAGAAGAUACAGAGAACAUCAUCUCCAGCACUCAGCGGUGUGUCUAUAGAGAGUUCACACUCCAUGUAUGCACCUCCUGAAUUCAGUAAUGGAAAGGAGAAGAUACAGAGAACAUCAUCUCCAGCACUCAGCUCUGUGUCUAUAGAGAGUUCACACUCCAUGUAUGCACCUCCUGAAUUCAGUAAUGGAAAGGAGAAGAUACAGAGAACAUCAUCUCCAGCACUCAGCUCUGUGUCUAUAGAGAGUUCACACUCCAUGUAUGCACCGCCUGAAUUCAGUAAUGGAAAGGAGAAGAUACAGACAACAGCAUCUCCAGCACUCAGCUGUGUGUCUAUACGGAGUGCAGAUUCCAUGUUUGCACCUCCUGAAUUCACUGAUGGAUCAGUGCCCUUUGACCCAAGUUUGAAUUCCAGUUCUGCUCCCCACUACACUGCGUCGUUUGAUAUGCUCAAGGAGGGACACAAAAGAAGCUUGAAGAGCAAGUAUGAGAGCUUAUUUGAGGGAACUGAAGAGAAUAAAACUUUCCUGAACCGGAUUUACACGGAGCUCUUCAUCAUAGAGAGAGAGAGUGAAGGGGUGAAUGAGGAACAUGAGAUCUUACACAUGGAGAAAAAUUACAAGACACUACAAGAGACUCCAAUUAACUGCAAUAAGAUCUUUAAACCUCUACCAGGAUGUGAGAAGCAGAGAAAAGACAAAAUCAAGACCGUUCUUACUAGCGGUAUCGCUGGAAUUGGAAAAACUGUCUCUGUGCACAAGUUCAUUCUGGACUGGGCAGAGGGAAAAGCCAAUCGGGAUGUAGAUUUCAUGUUUGUGCUUCCAUUUCGAGAGCUGAACUUGAUUAAAGAUCAUCAGUACAGUCUUUACAGACUUCUGAUGGACUUUCAUCCUGAACUUAAGGAUCUGGACUCAAAGAUCUUUGAAGAGCAUAAAGUUGUGUUCAUCUUUGAUGGACUGGAUGAAAGCAGAAUUACACAGAUGUUUUCAGAAAAUGAGACCGUUUCUGAUGUGAAUGGGUCUUCAUCAGUGGGUGUGUUGAUGUCAAACCUCAUCAGAGGAAACCUGCUUCCCAAUGCUCUCAUCUGGAUCACCUCCAGACCAGCAGCAGCCAAUCAUUAUCCCUCAAAAUAUGUUGAUCGUGUGACAGAAAUUCAUGGAUUCAGUGAUCCUGAGAAGGAGAAAUAUUUCAGGAAGAAAAUCAAUGACGAGCAUCAAGCCAGCAGAAUCUUCUCACACAUUAAAAAAUUAAGAAGCCUCCACAUCAUGUGUCAUAUACCCGUCUUCUGCUGUAUCUCAGCCACCGUGCUUCAAAACCUCCUGAAACAAGAUGGCAGUGCAGAAAUCCCUCAAACUCUGACUGAGAUGUACAUCCACUUCCUGCUCACUCAGAUGAACAUGAGGAAUCAGAAGUAUGAAGAGACAAGUGGAAGAGAUCCAGAGAAACUUCUUCAGUCCAACAGAGACACGAUUGUGAAACUUGCUGAACUGGCUUACAAGCAGCUGAUGAAGGGCAAUGUGAUGUUCUACGAGGAGGACCUGAGUGAGAGCGGCAUAGAUGCCACUGACACCGCAGUGUAUUCUGGGAUUUGCACUGAGAUCUUUAAGAAGGAAUCUGUGAUGCAUCAGAGGAAAAUCUACAGCUUCAUACAUUUGAGCUUUCAGGAGUUUCUUGCUGCAAUAUAUGUCUUUUACUGCUUUGUAAAUAAUAUUUCUGAGUUUCUGAAUUGUUUUGACUUACUUCCUAAUUUGUAUAAAGGAGUGAUAGACACAGCUCUUCAGAGUAAGAACGGACACCUGGAUCUCUUCCUGCGAUUCCUGCUGGGCAUCUCGCUGGAGUCCAAUCAGAGACUCUUACAGGGUUUGCUGAGACACACGGAGAAGAGCUCAGAGAGCAUCGGGACAAUCACAGCUUACAUUAAGGACAAAAUUAAACAUGAACAGGGUCUCUCAGCUGACAGAUCCAUCAACCUUUUCCUCUGUCUGCUGGAGAUGAAAGAUCAGACUCUGUUCAGAGAGAUUGUGCAGUUUCUGAAAUCAAACAAAGACUCACAGAAUAAACUCUCUCCUGCUCACUGCUCAGCAAUCGCCUACAUGCUCCAGAUGUCAGACGAGGCGCUGGAGGAGCUGGACGUCAAGAAAUACAACACAUCAGAUGAGGGCAGAAGGAGACUGGUACCGGCUGUGAUUAACUGCAGAAAAGCUCUUCUUGCUGAGUGUAAUAUCACAGAUCAGUGCUGUGAAAUCCUGGCCUCAGCUCUACAGUCAUCGAAUUCACCGCUGAUAGAGCUGGACCUGAGUAACAAUGACCUGCGGGACGCUGGUGUGGAGAUUAUCUGUGCUGGACUGAAGAGUCCAAACUGUCGGCUAGAGAUACUGAGAUUGUCUGGCUGUAUGGUGACAGAGGAAGGCUGUCGUUAUCUGGCUUCAGCUCUCAGUUCAAACCCUUCACACCUGAGGGAGCUGGAUCUCAGCUACAAUCACGCAGAAUUCCAGAUGUUUUCUGCUCUGCUACAGAAUUCAGACUGCAAACUGAAGAAAUUUAAUGCAGCCCAUUGUGGAGAUUUCAGGAUCACACCAGGACUGCGAAAAUAUGCCUGUGAUCUCACGCUGGAUCCAGACACGGCAAACACUCGUCUCGCUCUGUCCGAGGGGAACAGACGGGUGUCGCUUGUGGAAGAUGACCAGCCAUAUCCCGAACAUCCAGAGAGAUUUAAGCACCAGGAGCAGGUUCUGUGUAGAGAAACUCUGUCUGAACGCUGUUACUGGGAAGUUGAAUGGAGUGGAGGGGCUUAUGUUGCAGUAACAUAUAAAGAAAUCAGAAAGAAAGGAGUGAGCGACUGUAAAUUUGGGUGGAAUGAAAAGUCCUGGAGUCUUUUCUGUACUACUGAUAGAUAUAGUGCCUGGCAUGAUAAUAAGAACACAGACAUAUAUGUCCAUUCAGACCCCUCAAAGAGAGUAGCAGUGUAUCUAGACAGGCCGGCUGGCACUCUGUCCUUCUACAGCGUCUCCAAAACACACGCGCUCACACACAUACACACGUUCAACACCACGUUCACUGAACCGCUCUACGCUGGGUUUGCAGUUUAUGGUUCAGUGUUUCUGUCAGGGUGAACAGCCUUCUGCUUUUUAAGACAUUAAACAUUUCUUAAGUCAUUAAUAAGUAAUUAAUAAGUUCAUUAUGUUUCAUAAUAAACUCUUGUAUGUUACAGGAUGUAGGGGCAUGUUUAUCAUAACACUAUAUUUAAUUGAGUGAAUGUGCUCCCUUCAAACAUCAGGAACACUAAAAGACAUCAGUCAAGUUAAUUAGCUGCUGUUCUUUCACUUGUGAUUCAUAGAUGAAGCACAUAUCAGAAUGGAUUACAAUAUCGUGGUAUAUAUCAGUUACUGUGAUACAAAAUUACUUGUUUAGGUGAUGUCAUUUAUUUGAUAUGUCAUAUUUAUACAAUACAAUAGAAUUUUAUUAAAGGUGCAGUAAGCAAUUUCUGAGAAACGCUGUUGAAAAUUGAAAUCAACAGUUUUGUGAAUAUUUACUAGAUAUCUGUGCUGUUUGUUGAAAAAAACAGUGCUGGAGAAAAAACAAAGUGGAUCGGAUUGAUCCACGGAGCACCAAAACAUUAUUGUAGCCAAUCAGCAAUAGGGGGCGUAUCCGGUCAUGAUGAGGAAGGAGGGAGAGAGAAAGUGGGACAUUUGUAGUAGAAAGACAGAUAGCUGAGAUAUUACCAUAACCGGUAAAACCUGAAAGCCAAAGAAAGAAAACAUCUGUAUAUUCUACUUUCUUUAAAUACUAUGGUAAUGCCGUAAAUGAGUCUGCCGCGACAUUUCUACCCUUCCUUCUCUUAUAAAAGAACCUUUUUAUCAUAGUAAAAUCUACAUAUCGUUCGCAACAAACGUAUUGUUUAGCCUAAAACAUGUUGAAGAUUAGCUGACAGGCAGUCGAUUCAUUAAAUGAUAAGCUGUUUCCUCACAAAAGCGGUUUAUUCAGUGUAGUGAAGCCUCUUCUCCAUUGAAAUCCAUCAAAAAAAACACCAAAAUAAAAAACAGCUUCUGGUCUCCUUUCCCGCGAACUGGCAGCCGCAUCGUUAGCAUUAGCCGUUACGCUUUUUUGGCUAAUGGUUGCAGGCUUGCCAUCAAAUGCUUCAGUUUUUUUGUAUUCGCAAUGUUGUUCAUCACAGAACCAAAUACUCAAUACUUAAAGACUUGCUAUUUAUUUUCAAACUUAAACAUUUUUUUUAUAUUUUAACCUGGAUUAGCAUGCCCUAUAGAUUAAAAAUGUUCUGAUUAUUUGUUAUUGUUCAGUGACAUACGGCUUCAUUAGUUAACAUGUUAAUUCAUUAUUACCAAACUGACAAUGAAAAAUACUUAUGAAGCAUUUAUUAAUCUUAGUUAAUGUUAAUUGUUACCUGUUGUUCUUUAUAAUUCUUUUGCACUUUAAUAAUCUGUUUGAAAAUGUUUAGUUUAUAUUUCUUUUGUGUAUUGUGUUAUUGUAUUUAAACAUUCAGAGUUCUUAAACCUGUUAUACUAUGACAACACUUUUUUUGCAACUUAUUUCAAUAUUGUGAUACCAUAAAAAAGCUUCAGCAAUUAUCCGCAACAUGAAAAUUUGAUACCGUCAUAUGCCUAGUUGUCCUUAUUGUUGAAAACCUGAGCUCCUGAAAUACAAAAACCAAACUGUAAGUACAGUGCAUUAUAAUACAAUGCUGUGUGUGUUACUUUAAGAGAGCAAUCAAACAUCUGUUUUAUUUUCUUUGUUUUUUAUAUGAUUUCAUUUUAAAAUCAUUUAUAAUUAGUCAUUUAUGUAGUUGCCAUUUGAUUUUAUAAUUUAACCAUGUAUUCAUAUUAUUUGAUUUACAUCAUUUAUUCUUUAAUCAUUUAUUCAUCAUUUUAUUAUUAAUAUUCAUUUGUCACUUUGUUUUUAUAAUUUGUAUCACUAUAUUUCCUUUCUAUUGUUGUUUAAUAUUAUGAUUGUGUGGUUUGAAGGAAUGUUUGUCUUCAUGAGUAAGAUUUAAGAGAAUGUCUCCAUUUCAAGAUUUUUAACGUCACAGGAUGAUGUUGUGAAGAAGUGAUUUUCUAUUGCUUUACCUUUGGUAUAAUAACAAUUGUUGGAUUUGUACUAGUCAAACAAAGUCUGAGCAUUGAAACUAAGAUUAUUCAAUAAACACUGCUCUUUUUAUUAUCAUCA
This is a messenger RNA of Ctenopharyngodon idella (grass carp), 5341 nucleotides long. RefSeq names its product protein NLRC3. The coding region runs from base 151 to 3273 and encodes 1040 amino acids. Lineage: Eukaryota; Metazoa; Chordata; Actinopteri; Cypriniformes; Xenocyprididae. The record is from RefSeq and is a predicted model, not a curated record. Gene Ontology annotation, molecular function: protein binding. The transcript has 7 exons.